Molecule: messenger RNA, 2564 nt
Organism: Nasonia vitripennis (jewel wasp)
Lineage: Eukaryota; Metazoa; Arthropoda; Insecta; Hymenoptera; Pteromalidae
Exons: 3
Coding region: 430-981 (183 amino acids)
Source: RefSeq, a predicted model, not a curated record
CACCUGCGCGUCGCGUGAGUCGUCCCCCAAAUCAACCGCAGCCCGCAUAGGCGUAUGGACGCGGCAGAAGGCGGCAUCGUCAGAAAGCAAAGACUGUCGGGAAACGCGCUUGUGUUAGUGCUUAGCAACGCUGUUAUACGAUUUUACGAUAGCGUGUUGCCGUCUUUCGGUACUGGCUGCAAACUUCGCCAACGGAAAGACAGGAAUAUAAUUACAAGAAAAGUCGAGAGAAGACAGCUGCGCGCACCGCGGAGGACCUUGGGAUGUUACUGCAUAUUACUCAGACUCGCUAACUUUUGGUGUUUAUAUAGCAGAUCGUAAAAGAACGCUGCUUCUUAUAUUAGUCACCUGGCCGGGAUAGAGAGAAGCAAAAGGCCGACAUCGAAUCAAACGACGACGCAGUAGUGCUGUGCCACGAUAAUUUUCACAAUGACGGAGCAACAUUUGCAACACACUAGCUCAAUGACUAAUGGCAAGACGAAGACGUAUUUGGGCGUCGACGAUAACGUUGACACGGCCAAGUCAAGGUUUGGCGUCGUCGAUACCACCAAAAGGCUUUGGCGGAGACUGCAGUUCGACGAGUGGACCUUCACGCUCUUGCUCUUCCUCUUCUCCUCGUCGAUCGUACUCGGCAAACUGUUCCUUAAUCACGAUUACUUCAGUUUUUUGGAUAUCAGCACUAAUCGAUUCUCAGUUCCUGUAUUUAAUAAGAGUCAUCCUUACUACAAGGAUAUAGCAGAUAAGGCACUGAUCGAACCACUAAAUCGGUACAGUUGGCUGAUCAAAGCAGUGCUUAGUGGGUUGGCCACAACAGGUAUUACUUGGUUCAUCAUUUAUGAAGACAGUAAUGUACCUGGAGUUAACCCUCCAUCCCCGUUUAGUCCUUCGAAAAAAAGGAUUGCUGAAUCUCCUCCACUGCAGAUCAAUUAUUUAGUAGGAGUCUUGAAUGGUUUCUUGGUAUUCCUUUAUAUGUGCCUUUAAAAAUGCGUUCUUUGAAAGUUACGAUGAAGCAUUAGGCAUGCUUCUAAAAGCACUAUGAGUGCCUGUAGGAAAACAAGUACAAUUCUUUUAUUUUAUUUAAUUAUUUAUUUAUGAUCAAAAAAAAGCUUACAAAUUAUUUUUUUAUCUAAAUUAAGUUAUUGUUUAUAGUUAUACUUGUAUGCUGUUUGCAUGCAGCCUAAAACUUAUUUGUGUAUCAGUAUUUAAAUAUUUGUAUGUUUCAAUAAGUUAAUGAGUGUUGCUAACCAUGAAGACUGCUUAUUAUACAUAUACUUGCUUACAAGAAAUUUGCAACUGAAAAUGAGGGUCUGAAGAUCAAACAGCAUAAGUUUAUCAUCUUAUGCUGAAUUCAUAAUAAUAUAUCAAAAUUUUGACUAAGGUUUGUUAAUAUCGUCGAAACGCUUACGCUAGACUAGCACAGCUCGAAGUUAGCCGCGAAGAUUAGCAAAACUCGAAGUACCCAAAUCGCGGCUUAAUUCCUGAUUUGUGCCAGUCUUCGCGGCAUAAUUGAACUGUGCUAUACUCUUAACAACAAAGUUUGAGUUAGUUUGAACAAAAUUUGAAAUGUGAUUGAGUCUUUAUACGAAGCGACGAUAGUAUGAGUGAAUGAGAAUUGUAUGAUUGGUUGAAUAUUUGAAAUAAAUAAGAGUCGACAGUUAUAUGGCCUUGAACAAAAAAUUAGUAAUACGCAGCAUUAUAUAUACAUGAAAUAACGUUUAUUACAUUUCAGAAAUAUAUAAAAGUAUAUAUUUUAUAAAAAUCAUAUUGCAUUAAAUAAAUUUACUGAUGCUUACAUUAAAAGGUUGUGUCAUUUUUUUAACGGCAUUUUGUGCUGAUCCCCAUUUCGUGUUUAAAAUAGAACUCCCACGUUUGUAUAGAACGAACGCGUGGGCAGUAGUCGUAACUUAUGUAUGAUAUGCUAAUUCAGUUAUCUAAUAGAUGUUUACCGGCACUGCAAUUUAUCAGUAUUCUUUUAUUUUCGCAUUUUCUCGAGAAUAAUUUGGCAAAGACCAACAUUACAAAAAAAAAUUAUUAUUAUUAUUAUUACUUUUUAAUUGAAUCAGUGAAAAUCUUUUAUUCUAUCACAUUCAUUUUUGGCUACUCAAAAUAGUUUGAAGGUAUUUUACGGUAAUCAAAGUAGUUUAAUACAUAAUAAAGGUAUCUGUUUUCAAUAAAAAAAACUGCUGGAUAGCUUGUUCAGGAUCAUAUACAAUAAUUAUUGUUUAAAAUAUUUUAUAUUCUUAGAAUACGUAGUUAUAUAAGAAUAAAUGUUGUAAAAAAUGAUUAUAUGCAAUGAUUAUAGUAUAUAGUAUUAUAGUAAUAAUUGACACAGCAAUCCUUAUAAAGGACAAUGGUCUCAUUAGCAAAUGUAACAAAGUGGCAUCAUUAUAAUCUACAUCACUUUGCCCUGUAUUUGCAAAACUAUUCUACUUUAUAGCAAAAGAAUUAUUUAUGAAUUAGACUAUAUUUUUUCUAUAAGAAAUUAAAAUUUAUAGCAAACUGAAUGAUUAUAGAACAAUGAAUAACAAUUCAUCUAAAAUUUAAAUAAGUAUAUUGAUGCAAAA